Messenger RNA from Eufriesea mexicana, 3767 nucleotides. It is a transcript of the gene Srrm234, whose product is annotated as Serine-arginine repetitive matrix 2/3/4. Bases 246 to 3419 code for a protein of 1057 amino acids. Lineage: Eukaryota; Metazoa; Arthropoda; Insecta; Hymenoptera; Apidae. The record is from RefSeq and is a predicted model, not a curated record. The transcript has 11 exons. Gene Ontology annotation, cellular component: nucleus.
CAUUACUACAUCGCCUACGCUAACUUCCAUUGUUUCUUAAAAUCCUACGCUAAUGCAUAACAGUGGCGCCACUACACGACACAUCGAAAAGCUGCCGCGAGAAACGGUAACGCCACAGAAAUCGCGGUGCUGGUUGUGUUUUUCGUCAAUUGGUUUCAUUCUAAGGCUAGUCAGAAAAUCGACAGUUUCGUGGAUGGCACAACAAGAUUGUCAGUGGUGUUACUAAUGUAAAGGUGCAAUACAAGAUGUAUAAUGGAAUUGGAUUACAAACACCGCGAGGUUCUGGAACUAAUGGGCAUGUCCAAAGAAACUGGGCAAUCGUACGCAAGACAAAAGAUAAAGUUACUUAUAAAACUGAUGAAGGAAAAUUAGAUCAGCUUAAUAAACAACCUAAUAAAGAAAUUCUUGAUCAUGUUAGAAAAAGGAAAGUUGAAGUCAAAUGUGCAGAAUUAGCUGACAUUUUGGAAGAACAAGGAUUUACAUCUGAAGAGGUAACAAAGAAAGUAGAAUCAUAUAGAUCCAUGUUAAUGGGAACUGACACCAAACCAACAAUAUCUAAAGAUGAAUUUGGCCGUGUGAAUGUACGAGAGACACACCAGAUUGCUGAAGCGCAGCAAGAGAAAAAUGCAAAGCUACGCGAAGCGUUUGGUAUAUCGGAAUUCUUCGUGGAGGGAAGUAGCCUAGAUCCGGAGAGGCACGCGCGCGAGGCGGAAGCAAGAGCGGCAGCUAGCAAAGUGUAUGAACUAGUGCGAACCCCGAGUCCAGCUCCGGACGCACCAUCCGCCCCGGAGAAGAAGAAGCGAAAACGCUCUGGUAGCACAAUUAAAAAGAAAAAGGGAAAGAAGCACAAGAAGGAAAGGUCGGAAUCUCCAAAGGCUAGCAAGAAGAAAGAAAAGUCUAAAAAAAAGAAAAAGGAAAAGAAACACAAGAAGACUGAGGCUAGUUCCUCUGACAGCGAUUCCAGUGAGGCGUCAGAUGAUAGCAGUUCUUCCGAAACUGAGUCAAAGAAGAAAAAGAAAAAGAAGAAGAAGAAGUCCAAGGCAGAGGCAAAAGAAAAACAUGAGAAGAAAAAAAUAACCGUCAAGAGGAAACAUCAGUCAUCUGAGAGUUCGACAGAUAGCUCUCCAGAGAGACCGAAGAAGUCUAUGAAACAUGACAAAACCGUCGAAAAAGCUAAAAAUGAUGAGACAGAGAAUACGACGAAAGAACCUCGAUCGAAUCGCUCACCAAAGAAGCAAGAAAAGGGUCGAAACGAAACUCCACCUGUUAAAAGGAAAGAUUCUCCCAUUAAAAAAGUUGUCCCAGAGAAAAAGGACAAAUCACCGAUCGUACAUAAGAGUUCCCCUCCAAGAAGACAUAGAUCGCCAUCAAGAAGUAAGCUUGAUAGAGGAAGGUCCCCUAGAAGAUACUCGCGGUCACGACGUAUCAGUCCUUCGCCAAGGAGGCGAAGAAUUUCGAGGUCACCAAGGAGAUAUAAUAGAUAUUCCGUAUCCAGAAGUAGAAGUCGAUCGAGGUACGAUCGUUAUGGAUCACGGCGUCGAUUAUCACCGCCUCCUAGACGCAGAAGAUCCGAUUCUCGGCGAAGAUCAAGGUCACCUAGGAGACAACGAGAUAGGCGGGAAAGAUCCAGAGAUCGUCGCAGGACCCGCAGCAGAACGAGGAGUAGAUCUAGACGAUCCACCUUGAGCUAUUCUCCUGUGAGAAAGAACCCAGAACGGUACAAGCACAUAUUAGAAGACAAGAAGAAACGAGAUCAAAAGAAAAAUCAUGAUAACAAACGAAAAUCCCGGUCAACUUCUAAAACCAGAAAACUACGAACGAUUACUCCAAGAGUAAGACUACGUUCUUCAAGCGAAGAUGAAACGGAUAUAGCAGAUGAUGAGCAACCGAAAGCAGAGGACGAAGAAAAAAUAAAGGAAUUGCAUACUUUGAAACGUUUGCAGAGUGGAUUAGCUGCGAAAGCUAGAGAGAGUCUUGGGAAGAAAGUAAUAAGUCCUGUAAAGAUUAAAGUUGAAAAGAAAGAAGAUAGUAUAUUGGAUAUAGCUUUACCAAAUGAACCGCCCAAAAUGGUACAAAAUACUAUUGGUCCGAUGCAGGAGAAGUCUAGGUCAAAAUCACCCAUAUCUCAUUUGCCUGCAAUUCAAUCUCCAGUAUCAAGUAGAUCACCUUCUCCAGCGUUACCUCUGACGAGAGAAGAAGCAGCUAUAAAAAUACGAUCUCCCAGUGAAUCACCUCCCCCUUUACCACCAGCCUUAAAUAAAGUGGAUUCGAGAUCGCCGAGUUUGACAGCUAAAACAAAUCAUCAUUCAAAGUCUCCGAGUACUUCCAAGAAGAAUUCACCAGUUAUCUCAAGGAAACAUUCGUCUCAGAGCAAAUCGUCCUCUCAUUCGCCGCCCGUAUCUAUCUCCCAUAAAGACACUGCUAUAAAAUUGCGUUCUCCGAGUGAAUCUCCACCUCCGAUUCCGAGUAAUAAAUCGAAGCAAAGAUCCGCAUCACCAACUACAUCGAAGAAGAGUUCUCCGGUUUCUAGAAAGCAUUCUCCAAGAGAUAAAUCUUACUCCAGGUCACCUUCCAGGUCGUAUACGAGAUCUGUAUCAUUGGAGAAAAGGUCUUCCAGAUCGCCUCGUCGUCGCUCAAGGUCUACCUCCAGAGAUAAGAAAUCACGUUCAGCGUCGAGGAGUAAGAAAUCGACAUCUCCUAGGCAUAGGCCUUCAGCGUCACCAUCGAGAUCCAAGAAAUCUCCUAAAUCCCCGACAAGAUCGAAGAGAUUGUCCAGGUCAAGAUCUUCUUCGGAAUCGAAACACUCUGUAUCUAGAUCUCCAUCACGUUCGAAAAAAUCUCCAUCUCAUUCUCCGGAGAAGUCAAGAUCGAGGAGUAGGACCAGGUCGUUAUCAAAGGAGUCCAGGAGUCGUUCUCUAUCGAAGAAGUCCAGAAGCAGGUCUUUGUCAAAAAAAUCGCGUAGUCGAUCAUUAUCGAAGAAAUCCAGAAGUCGUUCCCUGUCAAAGAAAUCAAGAAGUCGGUCGCGAUCAUUGUCUAGGGUAUCACGAGACAAAGAAAAAAGAAGUCACAGCAGAAGUAGCUCACGCUCUUCUUUAAGUUCAAGGCAUAGUCGUAGAAGUUUCUCUAGCUCAUCACGAUCAUCGAGCAGUGUUUCUAGUAGGUCUUCUCGUUCAACGUCCAGCAGUUCAGCUUCUAGCAGGUCUCGUUCUCCGUCGAUACCUCGACGUCAUGGCUCACCUAGUUUUCUAGACAGACGUCGUAUCACAAGCGCCAGGAAACGACCAAUUCCAUAUCAUCGACCUACUCCGACACCACCUUCGUCACCGAGUAGUUCAGAUAGCAGCAGACAUAGUAAUUGGUCAAGUCCAAGUCAUCGAUCAAGUUGUUCCCCGAGUCGAAGUCCAUCAUAUACACGUUGAAACGAUCAAGUGGAUCCCUAAAGACUCGACGUUCCUUUUAUGUAUCAGAUUUGGAAUGGUGCGGAUCAUGAAGGUCCUUCGAUGCUUUUUGUAACAAUCUUACGUCGUGUUAAAUCAUGUUUAUAAUGUUGAAAAUUGGCGCGAUUGUAUAAAAAAAGUUUCACGUAUUUUUUCGUAUCAAAAAGGUACAAAGAGAAUACGCCAUUCUAAGUUUGGUGCAUGAUCUCUAAGUCUUUGUAAAUUCUUCUUAUGCAUUUACACAUCUGAUCUCGUAACUUAAUAAUACUCAUUGAUGGUGAUUCACAAUAAUACCAUCAGCUUCAGUAUUAGUACACUAAUGUUAUUUCU